Durio zibethinus is the source of this 1425-nucleotide messenger RNA. Its product is annotated as triacylglycerol lipase OBL1-like. The record is from RefSeq and is a predicted model, not a curated record. NCBI's taxonomy places the organism in Eukaryota, Viridiplantae, Streptophyta, Magnoliopsida, Malvales, Malvaceae. Gene Ontology annotation, biological process: lipid metabolic process. Gene Ontology annotation, molecular function: triacylglycerol lipase activity.
AUGGCUUCUCAGUCUCACAAGUUUUCUGGCAAUUAUUUGGUGUUGAGGCCAAACGAAGUGACCCUUUUUGAUCUUUUUCGCCUCCCAUGGACCCAUGAGCUGGAGAAGAAAGCAUUUGUGGAGUGCCCGCCAGAGAAAUUUCGGGAAAAUCUUCGUCGUAAAUGGCUUAUAUUCAUAUCUCUCUCGUCCCAAAAAUUCCUGCUCCAUGCUGCAAAGCCCCUGAGAUGGUUCGGAGAAAAGCUUGAAACGUGGGUGAACCUCGUCUCAUUAAACCACAACAUUUUCAUGCUUUUGCUUAAUCUUUUGCGAGGUAAGGUGAUAAUGCCCAAACGAGAAUCGGAAGUUUUCCUGUCAUUCAUUGGAAGUCUAGACAGUCGAGUUGAAUUAGACAAGAAUAUAAAACCUGGAGAUAGCAGAUUCUAUGGCGCAUUGGCUGCAAUGGCUGCUAAAAUAUCCUACGAGAACAGAGCCUUUGUUGAAAGAAUAGUUAGAGAUCACUGGAAGAUGGAAUUAAUUGGGUACUACAACUUUUGGAAUGAUUAUCAAAAGAAAAGGAACACACAAGCCUUUAUGGUUCAUGACAAAAGAACUGAUAUGAUAGUUGUAGCCUUCAGAGGUACUGAACCCUUCAAUGCUGAUGAUUGGAGUACUGAUGUAGAUCUCUCCUGGUAUGAGCUUGACGAGAUGGGAAAGAUCCAUGGUGGAUUUAUGAAAGCUUUAGGAUUGGUUAUGGAAAAAGGUUGGCCUCUUAAUAUUGAACAAGACAAUAGCCGCCCACUAGCUUACUAUACCCUAAGGGAGAAGCUGAGAGAACAACUGAAGCUAAACAAUGAAACAAAAUUUAUGUUGACUGGUCACAGCCUAGGAGGGGCUCUAUCCAUUCUGUUUCCGGCUAUUCUUGCAUUGCAUAAAGAAACAUGGUUGUUAAAUAGAUUAGAAGGGGUCUAUACAUUUGGGCAACCUAGGGUUGGUGACAAGAAGUUCAAAGAAUUCAUGGAAAUACAGCUGCAUAAUCAUGAUUUCAGGUAUUUGAGAUAUGUUUAUUGCAAUGAUGUGGUUCCUAGAACCCCUACAGAUGACAUAACUUUUUUGUACAAGCACUUUGGGACCUGCCUUUACUUCAAUAGUUGCUACAAAGGGAAGAAACUUCAGGAACAACCCCACAAGAAUUUCAUCUCACAAUUUGCAUGGCUACCCAUAUUCCUAAAUGCGUUAUGGGAACUAGUAAGGGGAUUCAUUCUACCAUUGAUAAAGGGACCGGAUUAUAAAGAUUAUAAAGAAAGUUGGAUGCUCAUGCUGCUUAGGUUAUGGGGACUUGCUUUCCCAGGUUUAUCCGCUCAUAAUCCCCAAGACUAUGUUAAUGCAACUCGAUUGAGUUCUCGUCGAAUAUAUCAUCAACCUCAACUUGAAGAUCAGCAUCCAUAG